This is a messenger RNA of Gastrolobium bilobum, 701 nucleotides long. Its product is annotated as small ribosomal subunit protein uS9-like. Gene Ontology annotation, biological process: maturation of SSU-rRNA from tricistronic rRNA transcript (SSU-rRNA, 5.8S rRNA, LSU-rRNA); translation. The transcript has a single exon. Gene Ontology annotation, cellular component: cytosolic small ribosomal subunit; ribosome. Gene Ontology annotation, molecular function: structural constituent of ribosome; RNA binding. Bases 45 to 503 code for a protein of 152 amino acids. The record is from RefSeq and is a predicted model, not a curated record. NCBI's taxonomy places the organism in Eukaryota, Viridiplantae, Streptophyta, Magnoliopsida, Fabales, Fabaceae.
CGCAGAAUUAGGGUUUUGGUGAGUGGCGACUUCUACUAUUCCUCAUGCAGCAGACAACAAUGGCAGCGGAUUCGCAAAAGAUUGAACAGGUUCAGUGCUUCGGGCGGAAGAAGACGGCGGUGGCCGUCACCUACUGCAAGCGAGGGCGCGGUCUGAUCAAGAUCAACGGUUGUCCCAUCGAGCUGGUUGAACCGGAGAUCCUCCGGUUCAAGGCGUUCGAGCCGAUCCUCCUCUUGGGGAAGAGCAGGUUCGCCGGCGUGGACAUGAGGAUCCGCGUCAAGGGCGGCGGUCACACCUCUCAGAUUUACGCCAUACGGCAGAGCAUAGCGAAGGCACUCGUGGCGUUCUACCAGAAGUACGUCGAUGAACAGAGCAAGAAGGAGAUCAAGGACAUCCUUGUCAGGUAUGAUCGUACCUUGCUUGUCGCUGAUCCCAGGCGCUGUGAGCCCAAGAAGUUCGGUGGUCGUGGUGCUCGCGCUAGGUUCCAGAAGUCCUACCGUUGAGGUAGUUUUUCCGGAACGAGAAAUGGAAAAAAAGAGAAAGCGACAAGAUGUCUUUGGCGAUUUACUUUGGUUUUCGGUUCAUGUUUUAUGCUGUGGAAAACUUUUGUUGUUGAUUGGCAGUUUUAUAAUUUUUGCCUUAUUUUAAAUACGGGAUCUUUUGCUAUUUUAAUCGAACUUGUUGUUUUAGUUCAAAUGCAA